This is a messenger RNA of Prorocentrum cordatum, 1019 nucleotides long. NCBI's taxonomy places the organism in Eukaryota, Dinophyceae, Prorocentrales, Prorocentraceae. The record is from the annotation of a GenBank genome assembly.
AAGUACCCAUUCGGCACAAACCUGCUCUGCCGCCGGUACUUACCACACGGACGCCACUCUGGCCCCACCCCUCAGAAGGGGGGCUCUCAUGGAUGGCCGCUGCGCGCGCAGUGCUGCCGUGCUCGCGGGCGGCCACUGCUGAUGCACCAGUUCAUGAAUGUCGCGAUGAGCAUCUACCUGCACCUGCGAUGCAUGCUGAACGCUGCAGCGCCUCGCCUCUUGGCGUGCGGCGCUCGCGCGCACAGGCGAACAGACGCAGAAAACGGUGCCGAGCCUUUCAUGCUGGUGCGACGCUGGGCCCUCCCCCUGGCCUCGACAUGGUGCUGCUGAAGGACCUCGAGUUCAAGCCGAUGCCACAGGAGGAGGGCUCUUUGGCGAUGGAGCCCAAGAUCGACGCGCUGACAAAGAACAUGGAGUUGCUGACAAAGAACAUGGAGUCUCUUGCAGCCGAGGCCCUCCCCGAGACGUCUCUCGACGAGACGAAGGAUGCGGUGGCGCCACUCCCGAGGCUCGCUCGAGCCUUUCGGCUUCUGGAGAACGAUGUGAAUAUUGCCGACUCCUACAAGUUCCCUGAGGAGAUCGUUGACGCUAUUCGGCUGGGGCUCACGCAGAGCCACAACUACUUCGAGGCGCUCGACAUUGCCAUGGAGCUCGCACCCACGUCCCAGGUCUGGGACCAACCACGCACACCAGUACAGCUGGGGCGAUUGGAAGUAGCACCGAAUGACGCAAUGCAGAAGCACGAGAACUAUUACGACGCUCUCACGAGAACGAUUACCACUGAGUACGCCGAGAAUUUUCUCUGCCUCCUCGAAGACUAUGGUUAGCUCCGCACCUCGCCCCUUUGCCCAUCAGCCUGGCCUGCCCUGCUUGAGCAUUAGGCCUGCACGCGCGCACAUAGCGAGUAUAGGGACCCAGCUCCCUGCGACGGGAUAAUCCAGUGUAUAUCACGAUAGCUGCACGCGUCCUCAUAGACAGUUCCAGCUAGAUUUUGUUUUCCCUUAUGUCGAUGGAUGGAA